Messenger RNA from Hyphopichia burtonii NRRL Y-1933, 1146 nucleotides. RefSeq names its product ubiquitin-conjugating protein. Gene Ontology annotation, cellular component: mitotic spindle pole body; ubiquitin ligase complex; cell division site. Lineage: Eukaryota; Fungi; Ascomycota; Pichiomycetes; Serinales; Debaryomycetaceae. Gene Ontology annotation, molecular function: protein binding; ubiquitin protein ligase activity. The record is from RefSeq and is a predicted model, not a curated record. Gene Ontology annotation, biological process: ubiquitin-dependent protein catabolic process; protein ubiquitination; mitotic spindle assembly checkpoint signaling.
AAUUCAUCCCAACAACAACCCCAAACUCAAAAUACGUCAAACUCAAACCAAAAUCCUUCGAAUCAGUCAAAUCAAUCCACAACCUCCCAAACGCCACCCACAAGAAGAUCCUCGUUUGGGCUUAAUUUUCUUAGCUCGUUUACAAAUUCAAUCAGACCAAGUCUUCAAUCCUCGGGCUCAAGCUCAAAUACUCAUGUUGCUCCUACUACCUCAAAUACUAAUCGUCCAGCAUCCCCAACUCGUGAAAACCCCAAUCUGUUCAUGUCUAAUAGUCCUACUAUUGCCAACUUGCAUAAUUAUACUUCUACAACCGCCGUAACUUACGCUAAUGAAAAUAAUAUUGAUCCUAUUAAUGAAAAUAUAAACGAUCACACUGUCACUCCUGAUUCUCAUAAUCCAACUACCGGCUCUGCUUUUGGAUCCGAAACUAAUCUUCAAAAUGGGUCUCAUCUAAAUGGUUGUUAUUCAGUUAGACUAACUCCUUUAAUUGACCACUCUUCUGCCACAUCAGGCCUUUAUUUUGCUCCAGUUAUUAGAAAAAUUAAACCAAGUAAUAAUAUUUCAAUUGGUAGGUAUACUGAGAAAAAUAAACUGGCUGCUCAUGCUCCUCAGGGUUCAUCUGCUCCAAUAGUUUUCAAAUCUAAAGUUGUCUCCAGAACCCAUGCAUUAUUUCAAUGUAACGAAGAUGGUCAAUGGUUCUUAAAAGAUUGUAAAUCUUCGUCAGGUACCUUUUUAAAUCAUAUUCGUUUAAGUCCGGCAUCACUGGAGUCUACAUUAAUGCCAUUAAUUGAUGGUGACAUAAUUCAGUUGGGUAUGGAUUACAGAGGUGGGAUUGAAGAGGUUUAUAGAUGUGUUAAAAUGAGAUGUGAAUUCAAUAAGAGUUGGCAACGUAAAGUCAACCAAUUUAACUUGGAAAUUCAUCAAAAAUUGAAAAACUUACAUCUUGGUAAUAGUACUGAUGAAUUAUCAGAAUGUGCUAUAUGCUUACUUAAAUUGGAGCCUUGUCAAGCUUUAUUCAUAAGUCCAUGUUCACAUUCGUGGCAUUACAAAUGUAUAAGACCAAUUAUUAUUAAGAGUUAUCCCCAAUUUUACUGUCCUAAUUGUCGUUCAAUGUGUGAUUUAGAAACUGAUAUCGAGGAUGAUGAU